Phytomonas sp. EM1 is the source of this 1749-nucleotide messenger RNA. NCBI's taxonomy places the organism in Eukaryota, Euglenozoa, Kinetoplastea, Trypanosomatida, Trypanosomatidae. The record is from the annotation of a GenBank genome assembly.
AUGAGUGAACGCGUUCGCGUGGUGGUGCGGGUACGACCUUUUAUCGAAAGCGAUCCGGACGAUGCCGACCUCGCGAUCGUUACGGUUAAUCCAACCCACGUUAGCGUGGGGGGAAAUCGCGUUUUCGCGGUGGAUCGCGUCUACGGCAUGGAGGAUUCCACGUUGGAUAUCUUUGACGACACCGUACGGAAGAUCGUGGAUGACUUCCUCAACGGCUUCCACGCCACCGUAUUGGCGUAUGGGCAGACGGGAACGGGGAAAACCUUCACCAUGUCGGGGUUGAUGCCGUUGAUUCUGCGUUAUAUUGUCGAGAAAGGCUUUCAUGGCGCGACUCGGGAGCUGAGUUUUCAAUUUAUCGAGGUCUACGGCGACGUCUUGCGGGAUUUACUAACGGAGGAUCCUGUGAAUGAUGGGAAUGAAAUCCAGCUCUUUGAUGGCGGGGGUCCGAGCGAGAUGGGAAGGGAUUGCGUGGUGAUCGGCGCCCGACGCGCGACUGCGGAGGAUCUGAGCGGCAUCGAAAAAAUCAUCCAAUACGGCACCCAACUCCGCGCCACGGCCGCCACGAACAUCCACGAGCACUCCAGCCGCAGCCACAGCAUUUUUACGAUUUACAACCACCACCAUGGGGGCAACAAACUCCACCUCGUCGACCUGGCGGGGUCGGAGCGAAACAAAAAGACCCUUAACGUCGGGCAGCGGUUUAAAGAAAGCAUCGCGAUCAAUUCGGGGUUGCUCGCGCUUGGGAAUGUGAUUCGGGCGUUGGUGCGGAAUAGCCACCAAGGGGGCGGCGAUCCCGCCGGCCACGUGCCGUACCGAAGUAGCAAACUCACCCGUCUUCUCCAAAACGCGCUUGGGGGGAAUGGAAAAACGCUUUUCCUCGGAUGCGUCGCGCCCGGGGGGAAUAAUCGGGAUGAAACGUUGCGAACGCUGCAGUAUUGCGCGCUCGCGGUGCGGGUGUUAAACACCCCUUUGCCGCAGUAUCGCGAGCUGCACGACGCGCAGAUGCGGCCGUUUCGUUCGAAGCCGCCAAACCCACAGGCGAAGCGCGACGACGGAAAGGCAGGUGGACCUGACGGGGUGGGGUUUUCCCUCGCGACCGAAACGGGGGAUGUUCACACCGAGUUGGAGAUGUAUCGGCAGUUUUGUCUGGAGCAGGAAGGUGAGAUCGAAUCGCUCCAACAGCAACUCCGCGCCGCCGAGGAUCGCGCGCGCGUCUUUGAGGAUGAGUUGCGCAACGAUCAGGUGAUUUUUACCCGCCAAAUCGCGGAGAUGGAGCGGGUGUUGGCGGAGAAUCGGGAGCUCCGGCAACGUCUGGCGAUCCUGGAAAGCAACCAGACCGCCCUGCCUUCUGUGGAAAAGCCUGCUGGGGAGGGGUGGAGCGGUUCCGCGCCGCCGACAAACCCUCAAAAGGAUCCCUCGCGGGCUCUGGAAAAUUUUGAGGCGGGUGAAACCUCCCUAAGGCGGGGAAAUAUGAAGUGCGACAAUCCCGUCGAGGAAGGCAAUCCCCCCUCCAAUCGAAUCCCCCCUAGUUUCUCUUCACAACCCGCCAAUGGCGUCGCGGGAAGUCGAGAUGAGCAGCUGUGGUCGCUCACCAAAGAAGCACUUUUUUAUCAAACAAAUAACGCGGAGCUACGGAAUCAGUUGGGAAGUGUGAUGGCGCGCUUGGAGGCGCAGCAGCGAGAGUCCGCGUUGCUACGUCUGGAGCUUCAGGAAAUUCAUGAAUUGCUCCAUCCGCAGAAAAAACAGUAA